Messenger RNA from Microthlaspi erraticum, 1194 nucleotides. Lineage: Eukaryota; Viridiplantae; Streptophyta; Magnoliopsida; Brassicales; Brassicaceae. The record is from the annotation of a GenBank genome assembly.
AUGGAUUUGCAGCUGAAACAAUGGAGAAGCCAGCAGAUGCAACAGCAGCUGACAGAGUCAGAAGAACAACCAUCUGCAGCCAAGAUACCAAAACAUGUCUUUGAUCAGAUUCAUUCCCAAACUGCUACUUCCACUGCUCUACCUCUCUUUACCCCUGAGCCAACCUCUUCUAAACUCUCCUCUUUGUCUCCUGAUUCUUCUUCCAGGUUCCCCAAGAUGGGGAGCUUCUUUAGCUGGGCACAGUGGCAAGAACUUGAACUACAGGCACUGAUCUACAGGUACAUGUUGGCUGGUGCUGCUGUUCCUCAAGAGCUCCUUUUACCAAUCAAGAAGAGUCUUCUCCAUCUAUCUCCUUCCUACUUUCUUCACCACCCUCUUCAACACCUCCCUCAUUACCAGCCUGCUUGGUAUUUGGGGAGGGCGGCGAUGGAUCCAGAGCCAGGGAGAUGCAGGAGAACGGACGGUAAGAAGUGGAGAUGUUCAAGGGACGUCUUCGCCGGCCACAAGUAUUGCGAGCGCCACAUGCACCGUGGCCGCAAUCGUUCAAGAAAGCCUGUGGAAACUCCCACCGUCAAUGCCAGCACCGCCACCACCACAACAACUUCCAUGGCUGCCGCCGCCGCGGCCGCAGCUCCACCCACGGCAACAUCGUCUUCUUUUGCCUUCGGUGGCGGUGGUGGUGAGGAAGUGGGUCAAGGAGGAUCUUCUUGUUUCUUCUUCUCUGGCUCUUCCAAUUCUUCAUCUGAACUUCUUCAUCUUAGUCAAAGUUGUACAGAGAUGAAGCAAGAAAGCAACAACAAGACCAACAAGAGGCCAUACGAAUCCCACAAUGGAUUCAGCAACAACGGAUCAGACGGAGGACACAUCCUGAGGCACUUCUUUGACGACUGGCCUCGCUCUGAAGCUGACAAUAGUUCAAGUCCCAUGAGCUCAGCCACUUGUCUUUCCAUCUCCAUGCCCGGAAACUCUUCCUCGGACGUCUCUUUGAAGCUGUCCACAGGAAACGAAGAGGAAGCCCGGAGCAACAACAAUGGAAGGGACCAGCAAAACAUGAGCUGGUGGAGCGGUGGAGGAACCCAUCACAACCACCACCACAUGGGUGGACCUUUGGCCGAAGCUCUCAGAUCUUCCUCAUCGUCUUCCCCUACCAGUGUUCUUCAUCAGCUCGGUGUCUCCACACAAGCCUUUCAUUGA